This is a messenger RNA of Plectropomus leopardus (leopard coralgrouper), 675 nucleotides long. NCBI's taxonomy places the organism in Eukaryota, Metazoa, Chordata, Actinopteri, Perciformes, Serranidae. The record is from RefSeq and is a predicted model, not a curated record.
AUGAUAGCGUGGAUCUCUCAGGGUUUGGAGAAAGUCGUCCCGAAGCCUGAACUCAGCAGGAAGGAGACAGCCGCCGCCGAGCCGCCCGCUGAGGUGCGUCGGGCGGCAGCUGAAACAGCUGCAGAGCUGCAGGCCGCCUCAGGGGAUGGGGGGUCACACCGCGAGGACAAAACGGACAGCAAACCUCCGCCGCCCAGGAUGAUGGACUGGAUCAAACAGGGAAUAGAGAAGGUGGUUCCUCAGCCGGAGCUUCACGUUUGCCCAAAGACAGACGACAGUCUGAAGUCUGAAGCUGCCGCCUCCUCUAAAGUCCAGACUCCGGCUCCUGAACCUCCUCCGGCCCCCAAACCAGCCGCCGACAGCGAGAGGUCUUCCAAAGAAGCAGAGCAACAGCCCAAUAUGAUGGGAUGGAUCGUGAGUGGGCUCGGCCGCAUGUUACCUCAGCCGGUUCAGAAGCAGGAGUCGGGCAGCGAGGAGGUGCAGAGCAUCAGCAUCGUGCAGAAGAAGACAGACCUGGUGCUGGAGGACGUGGGACAGGACGAGGACAAGGAGGUGCAGCAGAAGGAGAAGGAGGCUGGAGGUGCAGAGCCUCUCAUGGAUCAGUGCGCUCCUCUGGUCGACAGCAUCAAGGAGGAGGUUGGAGAGGCCGUCCUGGCUCGCAUGGAGGAAAAGUAA